This is a messenger RNA of Octopus bimaculoides (California two-spot octopus), 4567 nucleotides long. Its product is annotated as branched-chain-amino-acid aminotransferase, cytosolic. Gene Ontology annotation, molecular function: branched-chain-amino-acid:2-oxoglutarate transaminase activity. The record is from RefSeq and is a predicted model, not a curated record. Lineage: Eukaryota; Metazoa; Mollusca; Cephalopoda; Octopoda; Octopodidae. Gene Ontology annotation, cellular component: mitochondrion. Gene Ontology annotation, biological process: L-valine biosynthetic process; L-leucine biosynthetic process.
AGCUUUUGUUGUAGCACGACUAGUUGCUAGGUAACCAAAUAAGUAGAACUCUCCUGUGAAUGAGUUAAUAGUCAUCAGUAGUUUCACUAUAAACAUGGCGUCAUUCUUAAAACUGCAGAGUUCUCUUUAUUUGUUACGUCUUACUGGUCAGUCAUGGUUGCCAAGACAUUCUUCCAGCUUUACGGCAGCACAGGCCAUUGUUCAGAAAUCCAAAAAUCCUCGGCUAAAGCCCGCUUCAGAUGAGCUGGUCUUUGGCAGGUACUUCACUGACCACAUGCUUGAAAUUGAAUGGACGGCUCAAGGCGGUUGGGAAAAACCCCAAAUCACACCAUUUCACAGCCUCUUAAUGCAUCCCGCAGCUAAGGCACUACACUAUGCCGUUGAGCUUUUUGAAGGAAUGAAGGCUUACCGCGGACUUGAUAAUAGAAUUCGUCUCUUCCGACCCAUGGAAAAUAUGAAUCGAAUGAACAACAGUGCUCAAAGGGUUUCUCUUCCUACAUUUGAUGGCAGAGAAUUAAUAGAAUGUAUUAAAAAAUUGGUUUCCAUUGAUGCUGACUGGGUUCCUUCAACUCCUGGUGAUACUUUAUAUAUUCGACCUACAUUAAUUGGCACCGAGCCAACUUUAGGUGUGAGCCCACCCAACAAAGCCUUAUUAUUUGUCAUUGCUUCUCCUGUUGGACCCUAUUUUCCUACAGGCAUAAAACCAGUUACCUUAAUGGCUGACCCCAGAUACGUUCGAUCAUGGCCAGGAGGUCCUGGGGAAUAUAAAAUAGGAUCGAACUAUGCUCCCACGUUAUUGCCACAAGUUGAAGCUUUUCAGCAGAAUUGCCAGCAAGUUCUCUGGUUGUUUGGAGAGGAUCACCAAUUGACAGAAGUUGGCACCAUGAAUCUCUUCAUCUAUUGGAUUAACGACGACGGAGAGAAAGAACUAAUCACACCUCCUCUCAAUGGACUCAUCUUACCUGGAGUCACCCGGAGAAGUCUUUUAGAAUUGGCCCGUGGUUGGAAUGAAUUCAAAGUAUCUGAGAAGGAGGUUAACAUGAAAAAGUUUUUGACAGCGCUGAAAGAAAAAAGGAUAAUAGAAGUUUUUGGUGCUGGAACUGCUUGUGUUGUCUGUCCAGUUGAAAGAAUCCUGUUUAACGAAGAAAAAUUUGCAUUACCAACAAUGGACAAUGGUGCUGAGCUAACGAACCGUUUUCUGUCAACUCUCAUGGAUAUCCAGUUUGGCAGAGUGGAACAUAAAUGGUCUGAGAUUGUUGAGUAACAAUGAUGUCUACAUUGAAAGCAGAUUCAUUGUUGUGGUAGAUAUUUUCCAACUAACCAAUUCUCAAUCUGCAGUCUUCGUUUACUCCAAUGAUGUGUCCCUUGGUUUAAAUAGAUUGUUUUUUAAUUAUUGUUUCUUUUGAUUACUUUCCUGGUUCUGUCAUAGAAAAAAAUAACAUUGCCACUGGCCUGGGCACAAUUUUACUGUUACCAACUAAAUUACACGCACGCAUACACACCUGUCUAUUUUUAAAUGAAAACAGUUUUUUAAUUAUAUUACGUGAGUCUAAGAGACACGUCCAAUUAGAUUAAUUACACAUUUUUUCACCCAUAGUACAUGUAAUUCAUUUGUUAACAAGUUACAAAACUUAUUUCACAAUUGCAAUUGAUUACAUAUCAGUUUUGCUUGCUCACAUUCAAAAUUCUGAGUAAAAGCACUGAACUCACAGAACUGCACAAAAGACUGCUGUUAGCUAAUUAUGGUUUCAAUUAAAUUUUUUUUUUUUAUUAUGCAUUCAUUUUUAUGGGGUUUCUUUUUAGUUCCUAAUUAUAGUUUUGUCACUGAAAUUCAAAAUAUUCCCAUCAUGAUUUUACUUUUCUGUAUUAAUGAUGAUGAAAUUUAGUUUAAUUGUAUCCCUAGUAACACUUAACAGAAAUAUGCAAUGCAAUAUUGUGGGAUAUUAGAUACAAUAUCAUCUACAACAACGUAAGCUAUUGUUUAGUAUUCCUUCUUUCUGUGUGUAUAAAGACAUGAAACAACAGCAAAUCAUAUGCCUACAGAUAUUAAGCAAAAUGCAAAAGAAUUUUGUGCAGUUUCUAUACUUAUCAUGAAAGAGCACGUCAACACAUUGGUCGUUUGCUUACGCAAUUAAUAAUACGUGACAUUAGGGUAAAGGAGUUGCUCUUUGCUUGAUUAAUUACAUAUAAUUUAAUAUUCAAAUUAAGUAACGAUGAUCAGUAAAUUCACAUCCACUGAUUUUUACCUCCUCUUUUUAAAACUUAUUGUUCACCUGAAUUGUUCUCGACUUAUUUUUACAUAUAUAUUGACAAACUUAACUAAUUUUUACUUCACAUAAGUGAACUUCUUGUCUUCAUUUUAUUUAUCCUCUUUUUCUAUCAAAAAUGUUGUCCACAUAAUCCAAAUUCCAGUAGAACAAACAGCCAAGGAGUAAAAGACUUUCCUAAGCCAUUUUAUGUCUUCGAUAUGUAAAGGUACUGUCAGUUUUAGUCUUCCAGCAUUGCUUUGUUUAAUAAUAGAAAUAUCAUGUUAUUUCUAAAUACACCGCUGAACCAAAGUGUUACAAACUUGUUCCGCAUGAUUAUUCAAAGAUGGUUGAGGAAUAACACCAAAUAUGUCCAUUUGUUCAUUUAUGCAAAGAAAAAAAAAAUCAUGAAACAUCUCCAUUUCUUUCAACCCCACCCCCUACCCCCACUUACCUCCAUAUUCCAAUCAGUGUCACAUAUCAAAUAUUGAUCUCUUUUGAACCAAAGGUUAGUGGUUAUCAUUGGUAUUUCAGAAAUUAGGGCUAGGUUUAAAAACUUAUAUUAUGUGUUUCCAAACAUUAUUGAAGAAUAGCUUGGUUUUGUUGUUUGUUUUUGUCAAAAUCCACAAAAAAACAAAAAAAAAAAGUCUCCUGAUAAGAUAUAAAUUUUUUCUGCUGAUAAAAAGGAAUCAAGAUCCUUUGAGAGUUCUUGAGGCCUUAUUUUCGAAGUAGUAUUUUUUUAUAUUUUCUGAUAAGAUGAAGGUAGUGUGGUGUUGACAGUGAUCAAAAUAGCUUGGAAACAAAGCAUCAAGUAAUAUAUAUAUAUAUAUAUAUCAGGCUGAGUAAAAUGUUAGCAACGUUUUGAAACACAAAAUUCACCACAAUAAUGUGGAAAUUUUAUUCAUCAAAGUACCAUUACAAUCAACACAUUCUUGCCAACAAGUUUCGAGUUUGUUUAUUUUGGUAACAUAAAAAUCUGAAGUACUGGAGAUGAUGAAAUGCAUUUUCAGCAUCGAUUUGAUUUUUGAACUCCUUCUCUCAAAGGAAAUCAUCAAAGUGCUUGAAAAAGUGGUAGUCAGUAGGAGAAAGGUCUGGGGAAUAAGCUGUGUGGGGAAGAACUUCGUAGCCAAUUUCCCUCAACUUCUGGAGCAUCAUUAGUGAAACGUGUGGUCGAGCAUUGUCAUGAAGAAUGAUUGGCCCUCUUCUGUUGACCAGAGGAGCAGCAGUUUUUCAUUCAUUUUGGCAGUAUGUUUCUACAGUAACAGUUUUUCCAGGUUUUAUAGUGGAUGAGUCCAGCAGUACACCACCAAAUGGUCACUAUAACCUUCUUUUUGAAGAGCUCGGGUUUAGGGAAGGUUUUUGGUACUUCAUUUUAGUCGAACCACUGCGAAGAACGAUUUUUACUAUUGUUAUAUGGUUGAGAAAUGGAUCAGUCUGGUUACAAAGUAGAAGCGACAAGCAAAUUUCAUAUCUGUGCAUUUUGUGAUUUUCAUCCAAAUCAUGUGGUACCCAUUGUCGAAUUUUAUCGAUUUUCUGAGCACAGUUUUCUGGCUAACUUGAAGUGCUGUUGCCAGUUCUCGAGUGGCUUUACGUGGAUCUUUCUCAAUGACAGUCUUUAAUUGACCGUCAUCGAUGACAGAUGGGCGUCCAUUACGCUUACGAUCUUCAAGGCUCAGGUCUCCACUGUUAAAUUGUUUAAACCAUUUUUGAGCUGACUACUCACUGGAAACAUUUGAAUGAAACUACAAUGAAAUAUUUCCUCACCAAACGUUUCAUUGAUAUUGCGAGCAGUUUCAGCUGCUUUAUGUCCUUUUUUGAAGUUGAAUAGCAAAAUGGCUUGAAUAUCGCACUUUGAGAGUUCCAUUUCAAAUGAUUGUAACAACGGUGAAAAAAAAUAUCAAUGUUAAUUUAUUGAUGCAUUUGAGCAUGUCUAUGUUUGUAUUAUCAGACACUUAGAAAAAAGAUUCAAAACUGUGAAAAUCUGGUACAGAUUCAUGGUUCAAAACAUUGCUUGCUUUUUACUAAACCUGAUAUAUAUAUAUAUACAUACACACACAUAUAUUUAUAUACACACAUGCACAUAUUUAUAUUCACACACACACACACACACAUAUAUAUAUAUAUCUGUAAAUAUAUGUGACACUUAUUCAGUAGCCAUGAUAAAACUCCGAGUUUUUUUCACAGGAAUUUUCAAUGGCUGGAUAACUGAAGAGAUGUUGGUGUGGACCUCCCACCCUGGCAUCCGAAACUCGGAGUUUUAUCACGGCUACUGAAUAAGUGUCACAUAUUUUUACAGAUAAAUUCCUCUAUUUGCAUAAUAU